Boleophthalmus pectinirostris (great blue-spotted mudskipper) is the source of this 1287-nucleotide messenger RNA. RefSeq lists its product as uncharacterized. Bases 171 to 1208 code for a protein of 345 amino acids. Lineage: Eukaryota; Metazoa; Chordata; Actinopteri; Gobiiformes; Gobiidae. The record is from RefSeq and is a predicted model, not a curated record. The transcript has 6 exons.
AAAACGCAGACGCAGAACCAAGAACCUCAAGUCCGGAGGAAAUGCUCCAGCUGCAGCUGACGUGUCAGUCAGAACGAUGACCACGCCCACUGCCUCACUGACUCCGCCCUCUCCCCCCUCGGCCCCGCCCACUCGCUCUGUGGUCGGGAGCAAAGCCUGGGCCGAUUACGAUGAGGAGGACGACCGUCGUGUGUACGAAGAAGAUCCCGCCACCCUGUUCCCGGAGACAGACCCGCCCCCGUCCCACUGUGCCCCAGACGACCCCCUCCCCCAUCUGGACUCCGCCCUCCCCCCCUCUGGACUCCGCCCUCCCCCCUCUGGACUCUGGGGUGACCACUGUGGACCCCCCCGUUCCGGACUUCAGUGUAGCUGAGAGAGAGAAGGAAGAAGAAGAAGAGUCGAGUCUGAGUGAGAAGCUGAAGGAGAUCAGUAGGAGCUUGCUUUCCAUGUGGAAAGAUGAAUACAUGGAUGUGUUGGACAGAGGAAAAGCCAAAGAGAGGAUUGUGCAGCUCCUCCGCAGAGAGGAUGAGACGAGCAGAGAGCAGGACUCUGAGGAACAUCUGCAGAAGAAGAAGAAGAACCUCAUCGAUUUGUUCAGAGACAUCGAGGAAUCAGGAAAAAGCAGGCAGAGUAGGUUUUGGGGCUUCGAGAUUUUUGGGCCGAUAUUCCAGAGGCCGACACUUUUCUGUGAGACCCAGGAUGUAGCUGUGGCGCGCUUCCUGUUCCUGAGAGACGAGGACGGGCUCAGAGAAGAGACACGGCGUCUCCGCAGGUACCAGACCCUCCUGGAGCAGUGGAACGAGGCUUUCACACGAGAAGAACAUGACGUCUCUCUGUGGGUCGGAGAGUGUCUGAAGGACGUGUUAGCAGAGGUCCACAAAGACAUCUCCUACCUCACCAGGGUGGGGAGACUGCAGCCCCAGUGUCUGCCCUCCAAGAACUGCAUGAGUCUGUCUGCUUAUCGGAAAAUGAAGAAGAGAAUAAUGGAGAGGCUAAGACUGAACGUGGAUGAACUCAGGAGGAGGGAGACGUAUUCCCAAUAUCUGCUCGUUCUCUCGUUCAAAAACUAUGACAAGCUCCCCGCCCUGAGCACGACGGGGAGGUUCUACCAGAGCAGCGGUGGAAAGACCAGUCGUUCUCUGUCGGUGCGAAACACCCGGAAGUAUCUGAGGCGUUUGCACACACGAGGACAGCGGGGGGCGCACUGAGGCGAGGCAGGCGCAGGCUCGCGGACGUCGGACUCAAACUCUGCUCUCAGGUCACACACGGCUCUGGUCUCUCUGUGAA